UGUUGGUUCAUUAUCGAUGACUGUGGGAUCAAUAACUAAAGUACCAAGGAUGUUUGGAUGCAUAUGUUUAUGCUGUGAAAUUGGAUGAAUUUCAAAUGUUGACAACGCAAUGGCCGGGCCAGAUCCAUCUCCGACGCACCCUCAUGUUCUUGUCAACAAUGUUUUUCAGACAAAUGCUACCGAGCCAACGUUGCAGAGGCUUGAAGGGCUUGCUCAUGACCAGUGCUCGCCUUCAGUUUAUGCAACCCCCACACACUCCCGAGAGCCGUCGCAAACCAGAGGUCGACUGCCCGGCGUAGCGAAUUCGGGCAUUUCAAGUGUACAGUCUCAUCAUGCGUCUCCUUCUCGCGGGAUCUCUGCUACUUCGCCCACCUCUCAGUCUGGCGGAAUACUUGAAGAUGCAAUUGAACGACGCCCUUCGCAACCGUACAGUCACCAUCGCCAAGCUUCGAUAGUUCAUGGCGUCCAUCAUUCUCGGAAUCCAAGCCAUGCCAAGGCUUCGUCGGCCGGCUCUUCAGGCCUAUCAACUUUGGCUACUCCAAUGGGCAAUGGAAGCGUCUCAUCUGCCGCUCUCCAGGAUCUCUCCUCCAAUAUACUUCAGAGUGAUGAUUAUUCCUUCGGCCGAGUCCCUCCCAGUGCGAACGUGGGCUCCUCCAGCCGCAGUAAUGCGAUUACUGCUUCCAAUAUUGCCGACAUUGUUGUGGCUGAACCAGGCCAGAAGAGACUUGAACGGAUGCAGAGUGGGAGGUCAAGGCGCGAGGAUGGUCGCAAUCAGUCUCAUUCACGGCAUCAUCACCCUCAGGAGCUCAAAACUGUUGGGGAAUACGCUUUGCAUCAUCUUUUCAACUCUUUUGUUGGGCAAGCAGACCAAAAGAUCAAUAUGUGUAUCGGCCAUUCGUCUACCUAUGAACCACAUGUGGAGCAAAUAUGCGGCCCUGGAAUUGACACUGGUUUCGAUCAACUAAUUGCCGCAUUGGGCCACAUUGCUCGCCAAAAGCCAAAGCCUCUCAUUGACACUUUGAUGUUCUGGAGGAAAGCGAAAAGCGAAGCUGCAAAUGCUGCGAGAAUUGAGUUUAGUCAAGUGGCGUCCGCCUCCCGUCAUGAGGCAGUUAUUCAAGCUGAGCGUCGCUCAACAAUAUCUAUCUAUCUGCUGUGCCGCGUCUUAAUAGAGAUCAUUGGUCAAAGUAGUCUAGCCAGUGUGACCCCUGAAAUGGCGGACAGGCUGGAAGACAUUAUAUUCAGUCAGCUCAAGGCUGCAGACCCUGACCAGUUGAUUGCUUCCCCGCUGAAGCUUGCGAAUUGGUCGAUUUUUGCUCAGCUUCUUGGCGUGAUGAGCAGUAUCAAUUUCGAAAGUGUCUCGGAUCGAUUCUUUUCCGAUCUCGAAAAAUCCCAGAGAGAAUGUGGAAGCAAGGGAUUUGCUAAUAAGGAUGUCGAAGCGCGAAUGGAGUUGGUCAUCAUGGGAAUGAAGCACCUUCAUGUCAACACCUAUCCUGAAGAAGCCUGGGAUCGGUCCUGUGACUUUAUGCAAAGCCUUGGUCGACUUUUUAUAGGCUCCCACGGACAACGGAUAAAGCAUGCUUACUGCCAGGUCUUUGAGGCGAUAUUGUUACCUGUUGCAGCUAAAGCCAGUGCUGAACUCAGUGUCCCAAAAUGGCGAGAAUUCGUGGAAAUGAUUACCCCGCGGGUAUCGCAAAUGGCUACAAAGCCAAGACAUUGGGCGGAUGUAUUUCCGCUACAGACCAUCCUGCUUUGUGUCUCCCCCGUUGAAGUAUUUGCUGGCCAUUGGCUGCAGCUUAUCAGUCCACUGCAGCCAAAGCUGAAGGAUAGAGGCACUAGGGGGUUGGCUCUUCAAGCCAUUUGCCGGCUUACGUGGACCUACCUCUACCGCUGCUCGGAUACUUCAAAUGUCACCAUGCGAAAAUUGGACGAAGUUCUUCGAGUGGUGUUUCCGGCUGGCAAAAAGUCCUACUUGUCCACCGAACCCAUCAUUGCUGAGCCCCUCAUUCAACUGAUUCGUUUCAUCGGAUUCAAACACCAGGACCUGUGCUUCCGGACCAUCAUCUUUCCUCUUAUAAAUUCGGAGCAUUUCUCGUCUGGGAAAGAAUUGCGAGUAGACCAGCUUGAGCCGGAAAAGAUGGUCAUCGGCAUAAAAUCUUUCCUGGCUAUUAUGUCGGACCUCGAAAAGGGCCAACAAGGAAGACCGCCUUUCCCUCAAUUCGUUGAGUUUUCAAAUAUUGAAGUCACGGGGCCCUCUUCGUCUCGAGCUGCUUCGACUCGCGUUCUCGGAUCGGCGCCGUCGGUCUCAUCGAUUAAAGAGGACCGUCUUUCGCGACCUGUCAUCACUUUGGGUUUUGAUGACGUGUCGAAGGAGUAUUACUCUAGAUUCUGCGAGAUACUUGGAAAGAUCACACUGAUAUGUGACAAUGCAUUCGGCGGUCAAGCUGUGCUUGAUGAAAAGUUUAGCGCUCAACCUCCGAAAACUCCCAUUGCAGAGACUUUUGGCUUUGGGCGUAGAGAUGAACACACCACUGCUGCGGAGCAAAAGCAGGGUUUCUACGAUCUUUUGCACGUUGCCGUGCAAGCUCUGCCACGUUGUCUUUCAGCUCAUAUCCCAUUUAAUUCACUGAUCAAUCUUCUGUGCACAGGAACGGCUCAUGUGCAAAGUAACAUUGCCGUUUCUUCUACCCAGUCACUGAAAUCAAUCGCUCGUCAAUCGCAUGCGCAGCAGGUGACUAUUGGGUUUGCACGGUUCAUUUUCAACUUUGAUGAUCGCUACUCGACUAUGUCGGAUGGAGGUAUGCUAGGCCCUGGGCAUAUUGAAAACACACUUAGAUUGUACGUCGAGCUGCUUCAGGUAUGGAUCGAAGAAGUCAAACAGAAGUCUAUUGUGGUUUCACUUGACUCCGGCGAAGAUGCAUCUGCCGGUAGCCGGGGGGUUCAACUUGACCUCUCCGGCGUGUGGGCUCAUGUUGAUGAAGUUGAAUCGCAUGGUCUCUUUUUUCUAUGUUCCCAGUCUCGCAGAGUUCGGUCUUUUGCGGUUACGGUCUUGCGUUUGGUAACGGAAUUUGAUCUCGCCCUCGGAAAGCCAAAUAAUCAAAGGAUUAUUAGCGUCAUGGAGGGCGAUGUGCAGGGAGUACUGGAUUGCAACGACGAGCGCCUCUCAAUUGCCGAAAGAAGCAGACUUCAACGGACACGGCAAAAAGGUGGUCCGCCGGACACUCCUGUCGCUUUUUGCAGUAGUGAGAUUUCAUAUGAUACGACCUUGUGGUUCAAAAUGUUUCCGAGCCUGAUCCGCGCCUGCUUUGAAACUUGUCCUUUUGCUGUUACACUCAGUCGGGAGAUUAUAUGCGCAAGGCUACUUCAAAUGCAGAAACACAUCAUGACGAUUGCAGAACUCCCUUCACGAGGUCCGCAAGCGGGCGGAAUCGAGUUUGGCCCGCCCAACAAGUCGAGUCGUCUCACUGCAACCCCGCCUGAAGUAAUAAUCGAACAGUGGAAGUUGUAUCUCAUAAUGGCUUGCACAACUCUAACAAAGGCUGAGGGCCAAGAACAAGUUUCCGUGCAGACUCCUCUGCAGCAUGCUCGCAAAUCAUCAAAAAGCAUUCAGCAAAGCGUGGAGAAGAUUACCUCUGCGAGGUCCCUAUUCCGAUAUGUGACCCCAUUGCUGGGCGUCAAUUCAGGCUCAAUACGAGAAGCUGUUGUCGCGGCUCUUGGCUCAAUUAACAUUAAUCUUUAUAAAACACUCUUGGAGUCCCUACGAUCUGCAGUCUCACGAUGUAAUGAGGAGGCAAAGCUCCGUAUCGGGACUCAUCAGCGUACCGGAAGCUUUUCCAGGCGGAAUCGAACAACCGACCUACUUCGCACUGAGGUAACCCAUGUUUAUAAGCUUACAUCGCACUUUCUGCGUCACGAGGAAAUUUGGAAAGACGACUGGAUUCUUAACAACCUUGUGACCUACACAAAGGAUCUUAGGAUAUUUUUAAGUGAUUCGGAAGUGCAGAAUGACUGGGAGUUUCAGACAUUGAGAAGGCAUUACUGCGGCCUAAUGGAGGAGCUUUUUGAGGGGAUUAAUCGACUGCAAGAUCCGUCUAGAUGGAUGCCUUUCGAAUCAAGGAAAUCCGCAUUUGCGCUCAUGGAGGAGUGGUGUGGCUAUUCGCCGAACGUUCAUCAAAUCCGACAACGGGAAACUAGCAUAAGACAGCCGGUCUUCACUCACCAGAAAGACGUCGGAGAAAAGGGCCCCGGGACAGCCGCGAUGGAGAUUGAGAAAAAAAAUCUCAAAAUAGCGGCUCUGAGUGCCAUGGCUUCUCUUUGUGGUGGGCCACUAAGUAUAACCACCGAGAGUGGUGCUAAUCUGCAGUUCGAUGUCCGUCGCAUGCUCAUGUGGAUCGAUGCCAUAUUCAGCACCGUGAGCGAUAACAUGCAUAAAAUUGGCCGCCGCGCUCUCACAAAUUCGAUUGUGUACAAUAAAGAGCACCCGUAUCUCCUCGAACGCUCCAUAAGGAUGUGCUAUCUAGCAGAGACUCCAAAGGCUCUAGCAAGCUACUUUGAAGUGGUGGCUCAGGUUCUGACUGAACAUGGCGACUAUCCAAUCCCAUUUUGGAAGAUAUUAGGUGCUUGUCUCUACACUCUAGGGAACGAGAGAUCCGAAAUCCGAAUGAAAUCUGCGCGACUUCUUCGAGUGUUGGAGGAACGCGAAGAAAAAAGUUCGAAAAUACAGGAUCUGGAUAUCAGCAUAUCUGACAAGACUACUGCGGUCUACAAGUUGGCUCAAUUCGAAAUCUCUAAAAGGCUCUCAAAACAACACUUUGAGCUUGCUUUUCUCGUAUUUUCUGAGUUCACCCUCCACUUUAAGAGCCUCCACCCCGACCACCAGAGGAACAUGGUUGCGGCUAUAUUACCUUGGAUCCAGACAAUCGAACUGCAGCUAGAUCCGAAUGGUGGUCCAACCGCCAACUCUUACAUGUUCCUGGCUAAUCUUUUUGAAAUAACUAUACGAUCCGGCAGCGCCUUACACAAUGAAGUUCAGGCGCUUUGGCAAGCCCUGGCUACGGGGCCUUACGCGGGGAAUGUACAAGUUGCUCUAGAUUUCAUCAUAUCUCUCUGCUUGGAUCGAAGAGAGCAAAGCUUCGUCGACUAUGCGAAGCAAAUCGUGGUUUUCCUCUCUAGUACCCCAGCUGGACUAAAGGUAGUGGAGUUUCUCUUGAUGCAGAUUACACCGAAAGCCAUGGUUAUAGAAAAGCGUGAACCUCCUCCUCCUCCCGAGGCACAAAGUCUGCCCUAUCUGGCUGAUCUGUCUCUCGCAUUGCCAAUUGGAAACAAACAGUCUGGAUUCUCUCUAGGGCAAUUGGCGCUGAUUCUUUUGGUGGAUUUGAUGGUGUCUCCGGUACAAUUAGCCCCAGACGAUGUUCCUUUGCUUAUCCAGGUUGUUUUGGUCCUUUGGGAUCAUUAUACUCCACUAGUGGAGGAGCAAGCCCGGGAAAUGAUGAUCCAUCUCAUCCACGAACUUGUAAUUUCGAAGAUUGAAAGCGGCAGCACCAAUCCAGAUAAAGUCUAUAUUGAAGAGUUUGUCGAAUCUGUGCGGCGCCAUGAAGAGAAGGUUGAUUGGCAUUAUGAAGAUAGCAACAGCAAGGGCGACGGCCGGGAUGAGAGUCUCCGAGUUCCAAAAGCAAUGAAUUACGUCACGAAUACACUGGUCGAAAUAUUCAGUAUUGCCUACCCCGGAUUUCGAGAACAUUGGGCCAAAACCAGUCUAGGUUGGGCCACUUCAUGCCCUGUCCGACACCUUGCUUGUCGGUCGUUCCAAAUCUUCAGAUGCAUACUCACCCGGGCGGAUCAAACCAUGCUCGCUGAUAUGCUGGCACGUUUGUCCAACACCAUAUCUGAUGACGAGACAGACAUACAAACCUUCUCUAUGGAGAUUUUGACAACUCUCAAAAUAAUUAUCGGCUCGUUAACACCCGCAGAAUUCUUGCAAUAUUCUCAAUUAUUUUGGACUACCUGUGCUUGCCUCAACACCAUACAUGAGUGCGAAUUCAUGGAGAGUCUUUCAAUGUUAGAACAGCUUUUGGAAAAAGUCGACUUGAGCAAUGCAAAAGACGAACAGCUACUUGUUGACGCUUAUCCCCAAACCUGGGAAGGCGGCUUCGACGGUAUACAGCCACUCAUCUAUAAAGGUCUUAAAUCUUCCCUUACCUUGGAGCGCACUCUUCUCGUCUUGCAAAAGCUUGCCCCAGUUCCGAACAGUAGGUUGUUGGGAGAUGAGAGCCGUCUGCUCUUCACUGUCUUAGCCAACCUGCCUCGCUUUCUGGAGUCCUUUGAGAACCCUUCUCAAGACUCACCAUGCACAGCUUGUGCUGAAACCUUGGCCAUGGUUGCAAUCGGCCAGGGCUGCGGCCACCUCGCGAGAACGUUGUCUGGUUUUGCCAACUCACGGUAUCGUUCAAGCAAAGAUUUUCUUUCACAGGCUGUAUCAGCUAUUAGGUCCAUUUAUUUUCCAACGUACGAUUUCAAGAUUCUCGUUUUCCUAAUGGGCCUCCUCACAAAUGACCUUCCAUGGUUUAAGAUUAGGACCAUGCAGUUACUGUGUGUCAUUAUACCUGAUAUUGACAUGCGAAAAUCAGAAAUUGCAAGCCAUGGUCCUGACUUAAUAUCACCAUUACUAAGGCUCCUACAGACAGACUUCUGCCAACAAGCCUUGGAAGUCUUGGACCAUAUAAUGACAAUGUCUGGUACACCUAUGGACAGGCAUCAUUUGCGGAUGAGCAUGGCAGGAUCCCAUUCAAGAGCAAUAAAAAAGGAAUACGAGCGAACACAAAGCCUAUUUGGCAUUCCUGAGGAAAGUGGCUGGUCAAUCCCAAUGCCUGCAAUUCAUUCCCUCACGACAAGGAGAAACGUACAUGCAGUAUUCUAUACGUGCGGUAAUGCCGAGUCCAUGGAGACUGAUAUUCCAGUCACUCCAGACGUGGAGUUUCAUACGGAUGACUUUCAGUAUGGCCUGUACUAUCCUGAGCGCACCGCAACUAUGGCGUCUGAGGAUGGUCGUGGCGAGGGCAAUAUGGGCGAGCUAGUCAUGAAACUCGACAGUCUUGAUGACUUCUUUGAGAACAACCUUGCAGGCGGUGAUGCUGCUAGUGGAGAUUUAGAUCAGGGUAUUCCUGGGUUUUCUCCAGACCUUGGUGAUUUCAGGGCCAACAUUUACGAUCAGCAAACACUUCCGAUCCUUCAUAAAUCACUUGCACGAACCGCUAGUGUCACAUCAUUUCAAACUGGCUUUGCCGACGCAAGGAUACCACUAGGAAGGGAUCCAGGAGUUAUGACACCUGCCGCUUUCAAUCCCAAGUCGCAUAUUGGCAACACGCGUCCACCAAUGCAUUCGCGGUCGGUAACUUCUCCAGCCGCUAAUGGUUUUCAAGCAUCAGGCGGCGUGUCAGAAUACCAUUCCGGGGGAGAUACCGACGAAGUUUUUUCUGAUGACGAUCUGUCUGUGAUUAGCGCGCAUCAACAAGAAGCCUCUUCUUUUCUAGAUGGUAUGAUUCGUCCUCUGGCUCAAGGGACUCGAUCCCGGAUGCGAAGAUUUACAUCCGGAAGUGGAAAGGACAAGGAGAAGCAGAGGGAUGCACUUCGGAGUGAGCGUAAAUCUCAGUUUGCAGCUUCGCCAGAGGUACCAAGAGUUCCUAGCGCAUAUUUGCAAGGCCCGAACUCUGGAUAUUUUACGCAGGACCCGGCGCAAGAGUCGUGAAUUGUAUUACUGUUUGUUGGAAAACUUUUCUUUUUCGUUUUUUUCUUGUUGGAAUUUGGCGUGAUACCAUAGAAUUUUGGCAUUUGAACAGAUGUUACGACUUACAGGCGUCAAUUCCUCCAACUCAUCAAAUCGGAAGGGUGUCGCCGUCUGCUAUAUUAAGGGGUGAAUAGCACCUUCAAACUGCGUGAUAGAGUUAAUGAUGCCUCAACGAUCUCUUACUCGGGCUGGUUGCC
Molecule: messenger RNA, 7977 nt
Organism: Xylona heveae TC161
Lineage: Eukaryota; Fungi; Ascomycota; Xylonomycetes; Xylonales; Xylonaceae
Exons: 6
Coding region: 110-7741 (2543 amino acids)
Biological process (GO): cell morphogenesis
Cellular component (GO): site of polarized growth; cell cortex
Source: RefSeq, a predicted model, not a curated record